CCGGGCUGCCUGACCAGACACCCCCAUGGCAAUCCCCGCUAGAGCACUUUACGAUUUCCAGAGCGAAAACAAGGAAGAGAUCAGUAUUCGAGAGAACGAGGAGCUGGUCCUGUUCAGCGAAAAGUCGUUGGACGGCUGGCUGCAGGGAACCAACUCCCGAGGGGAGACGGGACUGUUCCCUGCCUCCUACGUGCAGAUCCUUCGCUCCAGAUCCUCCUCAACAUUUACAAACUAUUCUAACAGCCCCGCUGGGUCUCCUGGAAAUGGCUCCUCCUUCUAUGUGCCCUCUUCCAGCACAAGCAUCUCCCACCAGGGCAGCUUUGAAGAUGAAGAGGAUGACUGGGAUGACUGGGACGAUGAGUGUACGGUGGUGGAGGAACCCCGGAGUGGGGCAGGGACUAAUGGGCAUCCGUCACCGAGCCUGUCGUGCCCCAGGCCCUGUGCUCAUCCCAACAACGUUGGCUAUCGAGCAAAGCCGUCUUUGGAGAGGCAGGACAGCAUUGGGUCCUCCAAGAGAGGAAGCGUGGUGGGACGGAAUCUCAACCGCUUCUCCAGCUUUGUCCGGUCUGGGGUUGAGGCCUUCAUUUUGGGAGAUGUCCCCAUGAUGGCCAAGAUUGCAGAGGCCUAUUACAUAGACAUGGGCUCUAAAGGUCCCCAGUGGAGGUCCAACCCACACCCUUUGGUCUGUUCUGUGGAAGAGCCCACCAAACAAACCAAGUUCAAAGGCAUCAAGAGCUACAUCUCCUACCGGUUGACACCCAGCAAUGGAAAUUCACCUGUUUACCGGCGGUACAAACACUUUGACUGGCUGUACAACCGCCUGUUGCACAAGUUCACCAUCAUCUCGGUACCCCACCUGCCAGAGAAGCAAGCCACGGGGCGCUUUGGGGAGGAUUUCAUAGAGAAGCGCAAGCGGAGGCUGAUCUUGUGGAUGGACCACAUGACCAGCCACCCGGCGCUUUCCCAGUAUGAGGGCUUCCAACACUUCCUCACUUGUGGCGACAACAAGCAAUGGAAGAUGGGGAAACGUCGGGCAGAGAAGGAUGAGAUGGUGGGUGCUAGUUUUCUACUGACCCUCCAGAUCCCAACAGAACACCAAGACCUGCAGGACGUGGAAGACCGAGUGGACACCUUCAAGGCCUUCAGCAAGAAGAUGGACGACAGCGUACUGCAGUUGACCAGUGUAGCUUCUGAGCUGGCCAGGAAGCACGUGGGAGGUUUUCGCAAAGAGUUCCAAAAGCUGGGCAAUGCCUUCCAAGCCAUCAGCCAAGCCUUCCAGAUGGACCCACCCUAUAGUUUUGAUGCCCUCAACAAUGCCAUCUCCCACACGGGCAAGACCUAUGAGACAGUGGGGGAAAUGUUUGCUGAGCAACCCAAGAAUGACCUGUUUCUCUUGUUGGAUACUCUUUCCUUGUACCAAGGACUCCUUUCCAACUUCCCAGACAUAAUUCAUCUUCAGAAAGGUGCCUUUGCUAAAGUGAAGGAGAGCCAGCGAAUGAGUGACGAAGGGAAGAUGGAUCAGGAGGAGGCGGACGGGAUCCGGAAGCGUUGCCGCGUGGUGGGCUUUGCCCUGCAGGCAGAAAUGAACCACUUUCACCAGAGGCGCAUAUUGGACUUCAAGAAGAUGAUGCAGUCCUACAUCAGGGAGCAGAUAGCGUUCUACCAGAGAGUCAGCCAGCAGCUGGAAGACACCCUGAGGAAGUAUGACAACCUCUAGUACACUCCUGGGGCCCGCCAGAUGUUGGAACUCAGGAUGGUCCCCAAUGCUUUCAUGCCCUCCGCUGGGAUUAGCAGCAGUGACUGUGUUUUGUUCUCUGCCCCUGGAAAAGGGAGGUCUUGCGCUCAUGGUGGGUCCCCUUGCAAGGCUCUGGGGAUCGGAGGUCUCUGCGUUGGCUUGUGCUCUUCACGUUCAUAACGCUAAACUCUGAGCAUAAAAAAGGGAAGCACGCAGCCCCAUUCGUGACCAACGCUUGUGACGGUGUUCCCCUUCCAUCCCAGUCAAUUUGCAGGGACCCAGCCAAGAAUCGUCGCACAAAAGACGUUUUGGUGAACGGGUCUCUUUUCCUCCUGAAGAGAAGAGCUCCUGGCCUUCCUAGCAUCGCUGUUUACAGAGGAAGUCAAAGGAAUUUGCUUUCCAAGCACAAAUGGAAGUAGAACUUUCGGCCCGACCCCGCUUCCCUUUUCCUCUCAGGCUUGAUUUUCUGGAAAAAAUACUUUUAUUUAUCCCGCGAGAGGAUACUUUCCAGCCACCCGCCCUUCCCGUUCCCCUCAAGAAAAGGAAUGAAAUCAGAAUCAAAGAUCGGGUUGAAUCCAGUCCAGGGCUGGUUGGUAGACAUUGUGGUUAGGCGAAGCGAGAGAACCGAAAGCAAAAAUUGGGGGAGGUGGAAGGAAAGCAAAGGUUGGUCCACCCAAGGGACUCUUUUUUGGGGAAGGCGCACAAACGACACGAUCUCACCCCUUGGCUCUGUCACGUAGAGAUGCAAAUGCAUGCAUUUACCGUCACCCUCCCGAGUAAAUUGCAGAGUUAUUUUUUUCUGUUUGAAAUCAAAACAAUCCUUGGAAACUG
Python bivittatus (Burmese python) is the source of this 2566-nucleotide messenger RNA. It is a transcript of the gene SNX33, whose product is annotated as sorting nexin 33. Gene Ontology annotation, molecular function: phosphatidylinositol binding; protein binding. Gene Ontology annotation, biological process: mitotic cytokinesis; plasma membrane tubulation; cleavage furrow formation. NCBI's taxonomy places the organism in Eukaryota, Metazoa, Chordata, Lepidosauria, Squamata, Pythonidae. The record is from RefSeq and is a predicted model, not a curated record. Gene Ontology annotation, cellular component: cytoplasmic vesicle; plasma membrane.